CCUUCCACAACCCUCACAUGCGUUAGCCCCUUAAACGUGAUUGUCCAACCCUCAAAAAAGAGACUGAUAUUGGAUUUGCGGCAUGUCAACUCAUUCCUCUCAGUACCUCGUUUUCGAUACGAAGGACUUACUCGCGUUCCUGAUUUGGUGCAAGAAGGCGAUUGGCUAUUCACGAUCGAUCUCAAAUCUGGAUACCACCACGUCGACAUUCACCCCGCUUUCUGGCAGUUUCUCGGAUUCUCCUUGCAAGGGCAGGACUACCAAUUCCUCUCUUUGCCUUUCGGGCUGGCUACAGCGCCGUUUGUGUUUACCCAAUCAGAGUGGUCGAUGAAAGCGGCACUUAUCACCAGUCGCAGCAGGCUACCUCACCACUGUCAGGCUACUAUUCCAUUCCCGCUAGCUGGCAAAUGCGGCUGUCCUCGGGAAUAUCAAGUCAGCAGAUUGGGGAAGGCUGGGGAUUUGCAGGUCUGGCAGGAGUGGCAGGGGUGCCGAGCCAGCAGCCACAUGGGACAGGCUGGUUGAGGCUGCGGCGAGUGCGAGGGACAAGCUGGACACUCUCCAGAGGAUACAGAGUGCAGAGUACACCCAUUGGGUCAAUGGAGGAGCGAUGGCAAUCCCAGCGUUUUCUGCGGGGCGGCUUGAGGGUGCAGAGGCAGGUGUGGCGUGGCUGGUGGUGGAUGGCUUGUGUCUGCUGCGUGCUGGCUGCCUUGACUUGCUGCUUUUGGCUGGUGGGCUGUGCGUGCUGGUGCUAUGGCUGGUUUGGCUGCACGGCCCAGCAGCAGCAGCAUCAGCUGUCCCUGUGAUGCCUUGGCCCUGUUGCGUCUGGUACGGGCAGCAGAGAAGUGCCCUUGCAUGUUGGUGCGUUGUGGAGUCUAUUUUUGAGGCGCCUAAAAAAUACGGGCAGCAGAGAAGUGCCCUUGCAGGUUGGUGCGUUGCUGCUGAUGGUAAGCUGAGAUGACACAGUUCUGCUCAAGUCUGCACGAUCUGUCACAAAUUCCUAUCAGCAGCAAGUUUCCCACCCUAGUCAUAUAGAAAUUUCAACAGCAA
Messenger RNA from Closterium sp. NIES-67, 1047 nucleotides. The record is from the annotation of a GenBank genome assembly. Lineage: Eukaryota; Viridiplantae; Streptophyta; Zygnematophyceae; Desmidiales; Closteriaceae.